CCGAACUCAAUUACUCGCCAAUCCCGAUCAGAGUUCUCCGCGGUGCCAAACAAAGUGUCUGCCUUCAUCUCCCGCAAACCUCCCGUCAACACGCGACGGACUACAAACGCCGGUGACCUAAUCUCUUCGCUAUUCUCCGCCGAGCGAAUACCUCCGGCUGAUAUCGAAGAUAACUAAAAAAUGGACAGCACGGGGAUCAUUAAGCAAGAAGCAUCACAGCCUCUUCCUCUCGAGAUCUAUGAGAUACCGGGAGAGCCUGCGGUUGUUAUCAACGGUGUCCCUGAUGAGCCUCAAACAGAUUCUAUGAUAGCCAAAGACGAACCAAAACCAUCGAGCGCCGCCACUGUAGGAUGUGGAGAAUGGCUUGAAGGUAGAGAAGUUCGGAAGUUUUUCUUGGGUCAGUACUAUUCCGGUACGGUGACAAAGUUCGACAAAGGCACUGGGUGGUACAUGGUUGAGUAUGAAGACGGGGAUUCUGAAGAACUUGACUGGUCUGAGCUAGAAGAAGUGCUUCUACCUAUGGAUGUUACUGUGCCACUGAGAUCAAUCUCGUUAUGGAUCCUUAAGAAUCGUCAGACACAGGCUCAAGCUUAUGGAUCCAUGCCGAAACGAACAAGAACCAUCUUCGCCAUGGCUAGACAUGUUCUUCUUGCCCUGUUCUCAGCUCUUCUUCUUGCAACUGCCAUCACAACAUCGGAAGCUUUCUCAAGAACAGUGAAGGCACCAUAUCAAGCACAUAAGCCGAAGAAGCUAACCCACCUCCACUUCUACUUCCACGACAUUGUCUCCGGAGCCAAACCAACCACGGCCAUAGUCGCUGUGGGUCCAGCUACAAACACAUCUGCAUCCGCUUUCGGUAUGGUUGUAGUCAUUGACGACCCAUUGACCGUUGGACCCGAGAUCACCUCAGAGGAAGUAGGGAGAGCCCAAGGGAUGUACGCAUCGGCCGACCAGAAGAGUUUCGGUUUGUUUGUGGCUUUUAACUUGGUGUUCACAAAGGGUGAGUUUGCCGGUAGCACGGCGUCGUUAUAUGGUCGGAAUCCGGUAAUGUCGAAGGUGAGAGAGAUGCCGAUCAUCGCAGGCACGGGUGCUUUCAGGUUCGGAAGAGGAUAUGCACAGGCCAGGACUUUUACUUUCAAUACUACGAGUGGAAAUGCUGUGGUUGAGUACAAUGUCUAUAUUUGGCACUAAGAUGGAAAACUCGGUUGAAUACACUAAGAGGGGAAUAAAAUGUUUUUUUCUAAUUUAUAUUGUGAUUUGAUGUUUUUAUUGUAAUAAGUUUUGGUUCUUAUGUAUUUUAUGUGGUGAAUUUUGUUGUGAAGAUAAUCCAUUUAAUUA
Brassica napus (rape) is the source of this 1338-nucleotide messenger RNA. Its product is annotated as dirigent protein 21. NCBI's taxonomy places the organism in Eukaryota, Viridiplantae, Streptophyta, Magnoliopsida, Brassicales, Brassicaceae. The coding region runs from base 181 to 1191 and encodes 336 amino acids. The record is from RefSeq and is a predicted model, not a curated record. The transcript is spliced from 3 exons.